AUGGCCAAUUACACAUCGAACACAGUAUGCUUCCAUUUGCAGACUGUUCCCUUCGUCUAUAAUCAAGCUGUUGUAUCCAUUGCAGCACUCUCUGCCAGCUUACACAUACUCGGAGCAAUAUUUGCAACAGUCGGAAACCUGCUGGUACUUCAAGCAUUCGUUAGAAAAUCAAUCAACCAAUCGGCUUCGAAUUAUCUGCUUGCAGGAUUAUGCCUUAGUGACUGUCUCGUUGGGGCAACGACCCAGACAAGCGCAGUUGUUCUUAGAAUAAGCGAAGCAAUGGGAAAACAUUUAUGCACGCUAAAGACAGUUUAUGGAUACCUCUCGUUCUUAUUUGGAAUGACGACAAUAGGCAUGAUAGGGCUGAUCAGCAUCGAUAGGUGGUUGGGUACCCAAUAUCCCAUCAGGUACAAGGCAGCUGAUAGAAAAACAAGGACUUGGGUCACUAUAUCUGCAGCACUUUACCUUGUCUCUUUUGCUAUAGUGACGUUAGCAUACUCUGGUGUGCUGCCUACGGAUGGCUUCUACAAAUUUACCAUCGUCUAUUAUGUUAUUGUAUUGGGGAUGGUAAUUAUCUUUUACAUUAAGAUCGGACGAGUUCUUAUGAGAAGAAACCAGGUAGUUUCAACUAUGAGUGUUGGGAUGAAGAAAGAAGUAAAACGUAACAAAACAAUAAUGAUAAUAAUAACUGCAUUUAUCAUAUUUUAUAUUCCCAAAAUCACUCAUAAAUGUAUAUCCUAUUUUGGCGUAAAGGACAGUACCUUCCUUUAUGCUGCAAGAAUACCAGAGACAUUGAUCCAGCUGAACAGUUCCUUCAACCCAUUUAUUUACAUCCUUAGAAGUGCCGAUGUUCGCAAGUCGAUCAUGGACAACCUGAAAAUUUUUGAAAUUUGUGGUAAACGAAAACAACAGAGUGAUGCGUCAGGGCGAAGAGUAGUCGAUGGAAUUUAGUUGCCCUGAUAAUUGUUUAGUAAGGGUCGAUCAACGGAAAGGCUGCGUAUAUGCAUGGAACGCUCCUUCACUUUCAAUUCCGUUCAAAUUUCGACUUUUUAUUGAUUCACUGGGUGUUAUGUUCCAUUGGUAAGCAAAAUUGGAAUUGAUCUGAGCAACAUCAGAUAUAAAUUUUGCAGUGGAGCACAUUGACUAACGCUAACUACGAGGCUGCCUCGUUUGAAUAAAUAGGAUUUCGCUGUCAGUUGCCGCUCUAUAAUGCGAACUCAUCGUAAGAGUUGAAACAUCGAGCUCUGCUAACUUAUACAGAAAACCACGUGCUGCUGUUUGAGGGCAGCGACAACUAAAAUGUGCAUGGAACACUCAGAAGCCAAUGGAAAGGACAAGAUCCACUAAUGAGAUAAGGAACAAAAGCUAUUAUAAGGAGCAAAAGCCAUUAUAAGGUGCAAGAGCAACUAAAAAGGUGGUUUUCAAAUAGGCGAAUCUGUUCAUGCGGAGCGAAGCGAUUAGAGUUUACGCAUGCAUUCACAAGCAAAGCCUAUCGCUGAACUUAUCGAGCCACCAUAUGGAUCGCGGUAAAAUGCCGCAGCGAUGGAUUUCGCUCGUGAACUGUUUAACACGCAUGCGUUAACUAGAUCGCUUCGCAUCGCCAGAAAAUAUUCGCCUACUGGGAAAAGUUUAAUGAGUUACGACGAAGUGUCAGUUGUAUAUAUUUAUCAGUUUGAAAAUAACUGUGAUGUGAGUUGGGAAUUAUUGGAGUCAAGUUUGGAAUUUGGUUGUGUUCAUUGGUGUGUUACCUGCUUGUUUGCUUCAAACAAGAAUCAUAAAUACAAACUUGAUAUAAAAAUAACCCAAAUUCAAUUCAAAGCAUGCCAAUUUAUACAAAACUACACUAAUAUAUACAAAUAUGAACAUAUAUAUAAAUAAAAGAAUAUUCGAAUAUAUACGAAUAUAAAAUAUAUUACUCU
This is a messenger RNA of Rhopilema esculentum, 1919 nucleotides long. NCBI's taxonomy places the organism in Eukaryota, Metazoa, Cnidaria, Scyphozoa, Rhizostomeae, Rhizostomatidae. The record is from RefSeq and is a predicted model, not a curated record.